Messenger RNA from Asparagus officinalis (garden asparagus), 1833 nucleotides. RefSeq names its product cyclin-dependent kinase E-1. Gene Ontology annotation, cellular component: mediator complex; nucleus. NCBI's taxonomy places the organism in Eukaryota, Viridiplantae, Streptophyta, Magnoliopsida, Asparagales, Asparagaceae. Gene Ontology annotation, molecular function: cyclin-dependent protein serine/threonine kinase activity; ATP binding; RNA polymerase II CTD heptapeptide repeat kinase activity. The transcript has 16 exons. Gene Ontology annotation, biological process: protein phosphorylation. The record is from RefSeq and is a predicted model, not a curated record. Bases 87 to 1463 code for a protein of 458 amino acids.
UCAUCUCCGCUUACGGCCGAGGAAAGUGAAAUAGGGAAAAAGGAAAGGGGGGAAAAUCGAGAAGAGGAAAAAAGAUCGCAGCUGCCAUGGGUGACGGUCGGAGCUCCGGUGGCGGCAGCAAUCGUCCGGCGUGGCUGCAGCAGUACGAUCUCAUCGGCAAGAUCGGCGAGGGGACGUACGGCCUCGUAUUCCUCGCCCGCACCAAGCAGCGCAAGUGCUGCAUCGCCAUCAAGAAGUUCAAGCAGUCCAAGGACGGCGACGGCGUCUCUCCCACCGCCAUUCGUGAGAUCAUGUUAUUGAGGGAAAUUACACAUGAGAACAUAGUCAAACUUGUGAAUGUGCACAUCAAUCAUACUGAUAUGUCCCUCUAUCUGGCAUUUGACUACGCCGAGCAUGACUUGUAUGAAAUUAUCAGACAUCACAGGGAAAAGCUUAACCAUCCAAUCAGCCAGUACACUGUAAAAUCACUGCUCUGGCAACUGCUCAAUGGUCUUAAUUAUCUUCAUAGUAAUUGGAUUAUACACAGAGAUCUUAAGCCAUCAAACAUACUGGUUAUGGGUGAGGGGGAGGAACAGGGGAUUGUGAAAAUUGGUGACUUUGGACUUGCAAGAAUUUAUCAAGCUCCUUUGAAGCCUUUAUGUGAUAAUGGAGUUGUUGUAACUAUAUGGUAUCGUGCUCCUGAGCUUCUACUUGGGGCUAAGCACUAUACAAGCGCUGUUGAUAUGUGGGCUGUUGGAUGUAUCUUUGCCGAGUUACUGACUCUAAAGCCAUUGUUUCAAGGGGUGGAAGUCAAAGGUACAACUAACCUCUUUCAGCUUGAUCAACUAGACAAGAUAUUCAAGGUAUUAGGUCACCCUACUCCAGAAAAGUGGCCAACCCUAGUUAAUCUUCCAUAUUGGCAAAAUGAUCAACAACAUAUUCAGGGGCACAGAUAUGACAAUCCUGGUCUCCACAGUUAUGUUCAUUUGCCUCAGAAAAGUCCUGCAUAUGAUCUCCUCGCAAAGAUGCUUGAGUAUGAUCCUCGAAAGCGUAUAACUGCAGUCCAAGCUCUGGAGCAUGAGUAUUUCCGGAUUGAUCCUCUGCCUGGUCGCAAUGCACUUGUACCAUCCCAACCUGGAGAGAAAACUGUUAAUUAUCCUGCUCGGCCAGUUGACACGACUACUGAUUUUGAAGGAACAACCAGCAUCCAACCUCCUCAACAGAUGCAAUCUGGAACUGCUGUUGGGAAUGCAACAAUGGUGGGUCCUAGACAAGUUCCUCGUCAAAUGCAGAUGGUUGGAAUGCAACGAAUGAAUGCUUUUAAUAUGGCCUCCCAAGCUGGUAUUAGUGGUCUCAACCCUGGAGGUAUCCCUAUGCAAAGGGGCAAUGCUGCUCAGGCUCAGCAGCAGCAGUUGCGGAGGAAGGAUCAAGGAAUUGGAAUGCAGAAUCCUGGAUACCCUCAGCAGAAAAGGCGCUUUGGAUGAGAUUGGAACUUGAUUCUUGAAUUAGGCUGGGAUUCUUUACUCACCCAUUCAUAGAAUGACACUGUCCUAGACGGUUUAAAUCAUUUCUAACCAGCAUAAAAUGGUGGCCUCGAUCUCAUGCAAGGCUCUCCUUCAGUGAGAAAAAGAUACACAGGGGAAGUAAGCUGCCAUCUUUGUAUAUAAAUUGUUCUAAGGCAUAGCAAUGCCAAUAUGAGUUGACAGUUGUUGGUUGUAAGCUCUGUUGGAGCCUGGAUCUCCCAACGCAAUGACUUCAGCAACUUUAGCAGAGAGAAAUGUAUCCAUAUGUAAUUUGUAUAAUUGAAUCCACAGAAAAACUGAAAUAGUUUUGUUAUCUGUCUCUUUUCCUUAA